AUGACUUCUAAUCUCGCAUAUUAUUUGAUGCCUUCUGAGAUGUACAAAGGGCGAGUUGUGGUCGAAGGACCUUCUUACAUUUUAUGUGUCGAAAGUGGCCUUUUUCAAAAAAAGAAGGUGUAUCAUGUUGAUUAUGUACCUAAGGGCUUUAUUGCAAAGUCCCUUCUCUGCGUUACUCCACCUUUACCUGAAAUCACUCUACAAGACGUGGAUUUUUUCAUAUCUAGCUUGAAGGAGACUGACUUAUUACCUCUGAGUGCAUGUGAGGGUUCCAAACUGAGAAAAAUUGCAAGACUUCUAGAUAAUGAAGUGUUUGGUGGCAAAUUAUUCAGUCACAAAAAAAAUCUUGCUUUCAAUUUAUUAGCAAAGUAUUACCCGGCAGUUGUUCAUAAUCAUGAUGGUGUUCCGCAACCUGUUCGUCAUGCUCUAACUGAGAAUUUUCCAAGAAGUGUAAAAGUCUCAAUUUACAUCAGACUCUUUUUGGAUCUUGCAAGUGAUAAAAAAGAGAGUAGGAAGCUGAAUGAAAGAUAUUUUUCUAAAUUCAUCUCAAUUCUUAUACAUGAAAUGAUUCAUAUAUAUGAGUUCCUCUAUCUGGACUGUUUGAAUGAGACAGACUGCUUGGUCGAAUACGUUUGUUCGAGUAUGAAAGAACACGGAAGAUUUUUCGUUCACUACAUGAACGCUAUCAAUUCAGCAGUAGGUUUUUCUUUCAUCAGUACCUCCUACGACUUCGAAUAG
Molecule: messenger RNA, 738 nt
Organism: Auanema sp. JU1783
Lineage: Eukaryota; Metazoa; Nematoda; Chromadorea; Rhabditida; Rhabditidae
Source: the annotation of a GenBank genome assembly